Rhincodon typus (whale shark) is the source of this 5681-nucleotide messenger RNA. Its product is annotated as F-actin-uncapping protein LRRC16A-like. Gene Ontology annotation, cellular component: lamellipodium; plasma membrane. The record is from RefSeq and is a predicted model, not a curated record. Bases 425 to 4663 code for a protein of 1412 amino acids. Gene Ontology annotation, molecular function: protein binding. Lineage: Eukaryota; Metazoa; Chordata; Chondrichthyes; Orectolobiformes; Rhincodontidae. The transcript is spliced from 37 exons. Gene Ontology annotation, biological process: cell migration; regulation of Arp2/3 complex-mediated actin nucleation.
CUGCUCCCACCGCGGAGACGCCUUGUUUUGUGUGUGAGGGUUUUGAGGGAUACGGGGAUUUCCGGCCAUGCCUACAUCUCGCGAGCUGAGGGGGUGGAGUGUUGCGGUUUUGUCCUUCCGCUUAGACCUGUCUGCAAUCAAUGUGAAUGGCUGGAGGUGGAAGAUGAUGUGAAAGGUCUGAGCGAUUGGACGGCGGCAAAGCCCCAGGGUCGCUGAGGAAUAGGAAGGCGAAGGAAAAGCAAGUAGAACGUUCACCAGGAGCAAAAAUCCAGGGACAGAGAGGAAGGCUACAUUGUGAAACACUGAGACAUAGCAACAUUAUAACUGGGCGAUAAUGUAACCGUUGAGACCCCCUCACAACGCCUGCAAGCAGCCAGCACAAGCUAACUUUCACAUAGCAGCACCGCGUUCUGUACUGGAAAACAUGACUGAAGAGGCUUCCGAGGUUCCCAAAGAGCUGCUCGACAGCGUCAGGGAUGUUAUUGGGAGGAAGAUUAAAAUCAUCUCUAAGAAGAAGGUGAAACUUGAAGUCAAAGGCGACAAGGUGGAAAAUAAAGUUCUGGUGCUGACAUCAUGCCGAGUUUUUCUGUUAGCAGCACGAAUCCCUACCAAGUUGGAACUCACUUUCAACUAUCUGGAGAUUCAAGGAAUAAGUUGCUGUAAACCUGGACAAUUGGUUGUAGAAACCGAUCGAUGCACUUUUCCUUUGAAACUAACUUCUUCAGAAGAAGUGAAUGAAGUAGUGGGGAACCUAGGAUCAUGCCUCAAGAAGAUGCUUCCGGGUGUGUCUCCAAUGAGGGUAAUGAAAAAAGUGACACUGGAACCUUCAGAUCGACUGUCAUCUGUGCAGGCAUUGUGGGAUAGUCAGAACAUUGCUGAACCAGGUCCUUGUGGUGGUUUCUCUCAGAUGUAUGCAUGUGUUUGUGACUGGCUUGGAUUACCAUAUAGGGAGGAAGUACAAUGGGAUGUGGAUACUAUUUAUCUUACACAAGACACCAGGGAACUGAACUUGCAAGAUUUCAGCCACCUUGACCACAGAGACUUAAUACCAAUUGUUGCUGCGCUGGAAUACAACCAAUGGUUCACAAAGCUCUCCUCUAAGGAUCUUAAACUGUCCACAGAUGUUUGUGAGCAAAUUCUACGAGUUGUUGGUAGAUCCACGCGUUUAGAGGAGCUAGUGCUGGAAAAUGGAGGACUCCGAACGGAUUUUGCACAGAAGUUAGCCAGUGCCCUUGCUCACAAUCCGAACUCAGGACUUCAUACAAUCAAUCUUGCCAACAAUGCACUGGAGGACAGAGGUAUGUCUUCUCUGAGCAGCCAAUUUGCCAAAAUUCCAAAGGGAUUGAAGCAUUUAAACAUGUCUAAAACCUCUCUGUCACCUAAAGGAGUGAACAGCCUUGCCCAAUCAUUGAGUGCCAACCAACAAAUUCCUAACUCGCUCACACAUCUUGACCUUUCAGGGAACUUCCUCCGAGGAGAUGACCUAUCGAAUUUGUACAGUUUUCUGGCCCAACCAAAUGCUCUUGUUCACCUUGAUUUGUCGAACACUGACUGUGCGUUAGAUAUGGUGUGCGCAGCACUUCUGCGUGGCUGUUGUCAACAGCUGGCAUUUCUUCAUCUGUCUAAGAGCAUCUUCUCUCACAGGGCACUUUUACUUGGGCUUUCUUGCAAUCCUCAUCUAAAGGAUGUUUCUCUUGACCUGAGCAGUUGUGAGCUAAGGUCAGGUGGGGCUCAGAUUUUAGAAGGUUGCAUUGCAGAAGUCCAUAAUAUAUCAAAACUGGAUAUUUCAGACAAUGGUUUAGACUCCGAUCUUGCUACUCUUGUAGUGUGGAUGGGCAAGAAUAGGUCAAUUCGCCAUCUAGCCUUAGGCAAAAAUUUCAACAAUAUAAAGUCCAAGAAUCUUGCACCGGUGCUUGAUAACAUUGUACAGAUGAUUCAAGAUGAAGAAUCACCCCUACAGUCACUAUCGCUAGCAGAUUCAAAGCUUAAGACUGAACUAACAAUAAUAAUUAAUGCUUUGGGGAGCAAUUCUACUUUGACGAAGGUGGACAUCAGUGGGAAUGGAAUGGGAGACAUUGGCGCUAAGAUGCUUGGGAAGGCCUUACAGAUCAACACAAAACUCAGGACAGUAAUUUGGGACAAGAAUAACAUAACUGCACAGGGUUUUCAGGAUAUUGCUGUGGCUUUGGAAAAGAAUUAUACGCUAAGGUUUAUGCCUGUUCCCGUCAAUGAUGCGUCACAGGCAUUGAAGGCCAACCCAGAAAAAACUGAGGAAGCACUGCAAAAGAUUGAGAAUUACCUGUUGCGAAACCAUGAGACCAGGAAGUAUCUGCAGGAACAGGCAUACAGGUUACAACAGGGCAUCGUGACCAGCACCACACAACAGAUGAUUGACAGGAUGUGUGUAAAGGUGCAGGAUCACCUCAACUCAUUGAGAUAUUCAGAUAUAGAUGCUGUUCAAGAGGACGUGCGACUAGCUGAAAACCUGAUGCGUGAUGCCAAAAAUUCCAAAACGCUAUUGCCAAGUCUUUAUCAUCUGCGAGGAGCUUCUUGGGCAGCAGGAAUCACUAGCUCAUCAAAUCCCAUUCAGGAAAAACUGGAAUCCAUGGCUGGGGAGGUCACUCAGGUCGUAGAGGAACAGCUCAAGACUAUGUUGGAGUCCAUGGUGGAUGCGGCUGAGGGACUGUGUCCUCAUGUGAUGAGAAAAGUCCAUCUACGCCAGGAUUUAAUAGAGGCCAGCACAGAGAAAGUCUCCAUUCCCCGGACAUUUGUCAAAAAUGUUCUACUUGAGCAAUCAGGCAUCGAUAUUCUGAACAAAAUUAGUGAGGUCAAGCUAACUGUGGCAUCGUUUCUGUCUGACCAUAUUGUAGAUGAAAUUUUAGAAGCACUUUCAAGCUCGCAACAUAAACUGGCCAACCAUUUAACAAAGCGUGGAAAGCCACUACCACGCCAGGAAUCCACAGAAAUAGAGGUAUUGGAGGAGAAACCUACAAAGCGUCUUGCUGUCACUCCUGAGGAACUGACCGAAUUGGAGAGGCUGGAAGAGCUUGACACCUGUAUGAUGACUCCCAAGUCGAAGAGGAAAAGUAUCCACAGUAGAAUGCUCCGCCCUGUUUCCAGAGCAUUUGAAAUGGAGUUUGACUUGGAUAGGGCCCUGGAGGAGAUCCCAGUCCAUUUUGACGAGUCAACUCCUGUUUCAAGUAUCUACAGCAAGCAAGAACGGUCAUCACGGCCCAGCAGUAUGAUGACUGAACUACCCUCAGAAGAGGUAAAGAAACUGGAGCAUUAUACAAAAUCGAGACCCAAGAGGAACAAGAAGUUACCACCCAGCAAGACAGCUCUUUCCACAGCAGAUUCCCAGGAGGGUGAACAGAAUGGCCUUAUGAGUAGAAUUGAUGAGGGGGUGGAUGAAUUUUUCACCAAGAAGGUAACACGAAUGGAGUCAAAGAGACUCUCGCUGAGAAGCUCAGAGUCCCUGGAUUCUGGUGAUCCAGAUGAUAAAAAGAAGAAGGACUCCAAAAAAUCAAGUUUCCUAAAUUUAAUCAAAUCUCGGUCCAGUAAAACUGAACGGCCACAGACAGUGAUUGUUCCAGAAGAGCCAGCGUCGCCCAAAGGAGUUAUGAAAAGUCCAGCUACAGACCUAACUAGGAGGGACUCCAAGCAGGUGGAACAAAAUGGCAGCACGGAAAAUUCAGACGAGCACAAAAUGCCUGAUUCUGUGGAUGUAGUGUUUGAGGAUUCUGGGAAGAGUGAGAGGUUGGACAGCAAGAGCAGCCCACAAGGUGGACGUUGGUAUGGGGUGCAAGUUAUGGGCAGUGGACUCCUGGCUGAAUUUAAGGCUAAACAAGAAAAGCGGGCUGCUGUACAAAAGAAACUUGAAAAUGAAUCUGGAAGCAAGGAGUUGUAUGAAAAUACAUCAAGUGCAGACCGACUAGAUGAAACUGGUAGAGCCAAGAACCAGCAAAUCCAAAAAGGAGAUUCCAGUCUGACUUCACCGGAGAAACUUACAAAACCCGAACCAAAGACUGAAACAAUGAAACCGAAAAGUUCCUCCUCCACACCUACCAGUCCAAAAACACCACCUCAAAUUCUCAAGCCCAGCAAUGUGGGGCGACCUAGUAUUCCGCAGAAACCUAGGCCCAGCUGGAGCACAGAGGAAGCCCCAGAAUCACCAUCUGGUCACUCUUCCCCCAAAAUUGCUCUGGUUCCACCUGUUCUAAGGAGAAUGCCAUCAGAAAAAGAUGGACAGAACAGUCCUCCUUUCAGUGGGCCUAGCAGCUGGUCAUCUUCACAUGAAGUAGAGCUAUUUGGACUUGAUAGUAGAGCUGACACAGAACAUGAUUCUGAAAUGGCAAAAAAUGGAGCACGUGUCAAAAGAACACUGAGGCAAUCAUCAACUGGCGCAGUGAAUGAUGCAAGCGAGAUUGAGCGCAAGAAAUCGCAGCCAAUAACUGUACGCCAAAGUUCUGUGUCAGAAACAAGUUCCAGGCAAAGCCCACGCUCUGAUGAUGGCAAACCAGGCCGGUUUUCAGAAGAUCAAGAAUUGCGAGGAAAGGAAAAGAUGCCCAAGAGUGAGCGGCAGCAUUCAAAAGUGGAGGGAAAGAAUGGCAGCAAGUCCAGUGAUUCUGGAGAGGAAGGAGACAAAGACUACAUAUUUGUAUAGAGGUUUUUGGAUUAGGUGGUUGCGCAGCACAAGAGCACACAGUAAUACAAGUAUUCAGGGUGUAAAGAUGAUCUGAGAUGUUUCUAUUCACCAGCAGCCAUCAAAUUAAAAAUCAUUAAAAUUGGAAAAUUCCUGCUUCGAAAACAAUCUUUUUUUCUUUUAAAAGAAAAGCUUGGUUCUUUAAAAGAUUGUUUGUUUGUUUGUUUGUUUGUUUGUUUAUUACAUUUAUUUGCUGCAUGCACAGUAUUUUUCUCUUAUCCCGGUGAUUCCUAUCUUUUCCUUCUUCAAUCUUCCCUGCUUCCCACUUCUGACAAAUCGACAUUUCUUUUUUUUUUAUAAUUUUGCUACCAUGCCUGCGAAUGUUGGCAAUUUUUCUCAUAUACCGGAAUUCUGUUAAACAGCUGCCAUGGGAAUACAUGCCUUGUACAAAGACAUUGUAAACCAAGCAACCAAACUGGAAACUUUUUAAGGUCAGCUUCUGUACAAUGAACAGCAAGCUUACGGAUGUACUCCUGUGUGCUUAUUUGUGUGUCGGAUGUGCACACAAGAUAUAAUCCUGUAUGCAAUUGAGUAAAAUAAUGAUACUAACUGAGCACAGUAAAGGAAUAAAUUUGUAUAAUUUAUUAUAAAUAAAAAAGAAGCUUGGAUAAAUGUUUGUAGUCAUCUAACAAGGCAUAUUUUGGCCUCCAGGUGUACAGAUACUCCAUUUCAGAUUAUUAAAUCUUUUUUCACAAACAUUGCCAUAAGCACAAUGAGCAAGAACAUGUGGGGUGGUGGGUCCAUCAUGUGGGGUGUAACUUUUAGCAGUUUCAUGCUAAUGGACUGUUGGAACUGGGAAGUUUAUUUUUUAUGUUAAUCAUUAGGCUAACUGAUGAUCUGUUUACCUACCUGCUUUUACAUCUGAAAUGAUUUAAUCGUUAUACCUUCCAGUGGUGCAUAAUGCUCACUGUAAGUUAGUUCCAGUGUAGAGGGGAUUUCUUUCUGUAUAUAUUUGUACCAAUAAAGAGAAUGAUUCUAC